Molecule: messenger RNA, 4235 nt
Organism: Thermothielavioides terrestris NRRL 8126
Lineage: Eukaryota; Fungi; Ascomycota; Sordariomycetes; Sordariales; Chaetomiaceae
Exons: 5
Coding region: 147-4235 (1362 amino acids)
Biological process (GO): tRNA wobble base 5-methoxycarbonylmethyl-2-thiouridinylation
Cellular component (GO): elongator holoenzyme complex; cytosol
Molecular function (GO): tRNA binding
Source: RefSeq, a predicted model, not a curated record
ACCUAGUUGCCAACAUAUAACUAUCGACAUUAUUUCCUGUGAUACAUUCAACAGAAACGAAGCGCCAAAUUGUGUCCCACGAUGAUUUGAUCAGCUGGCUCACCUGCUUGCAUGCACCACCCUACCAACAACCACUUCGUCUCGAGAUGCGGAACCUGCGCAAUAUCGGCCACGGCGUCUUCCGGGUGCCGGACUCGGUGCCGGGCUCGGCGUCCGCCAUCACGGCCGCAUGCUGGGAUGCCGCUCGGGACGAGCUGAUCGUUGCCUGCGGCCCAGCCGUCGGAGACCCCCGCAUUGAGCUUCUCCGGCUGGCUAAGCACGCCCAUGUUCCUUCUCCGUCACACUUGCAGUCGAGGAGCAUCGCAACAUGGGAUGUGUUUCCUCCCAAGGAAGAUGGCCCUCCUGACGUCAUUAGGGGCAUUCACUACUGUAGCGACACGCUGACCACCUUCGUCUUCCUGGCCGGCGGCGACAUUGUCACCGUGACCGAAGACGAAGAAGGCGUCGCGGAGCCGCAUAUCGAGAUCCUAGGCACCCUCUUCCCAUCCAUCGCUGCGGCCCGCUUGUCUCCGGACGAGGAGCUCCUUGUCCUUGCUACCGGCGACGCCAGGCUGCUGUUCAUGACCCGGACCGGCGACGUCACCGCCGAGGUUACCCUCUCUGCGGAGGACCUGAAGCUCUCCAAGCACGUCUCGGUGGGGUGGGGCAAGAAGGAGACCCAGUUCCAGGGCCGCGGCGCCAAGGCGAAGGCCCUGCGAGACCCCACCAUUCCGGAGAAGGUCGACGAGGGCACGCUCAGCCCCAACGAUGACGGCCGCUGCAGCAUCAGCUGGCGGGGGGACGGCGCCUACGUCGCCGUCAACUUCCUCCAGGAAGGCGUCCGGCGCGUGAUCCGCGUCUACAACCGUGACGGUGAGCUGGAUAGCGUUAGUGAGCCCGUGGACGGCCUUGAAGGCAGUCUCAGCUGGCGGCCCGAGGGCAACCUGAUCGCUGGCAUCCAGCGCCUCCCCGACCGUGUGGACGUCGCCUUCUUUGAGAGGAACGGCCUGCGACAUGGCCAGUUUACCCUCCGUGCCCCUCCUGACGCUCCUGACGCCUUGGACGAGGUGGCCCUGGAAUGGAAUUCCGACUCCACUGUCCUGGCUGUCGUUCUGAAGGACCGGGUUCAGCUUUGGACAAUGGGCAACUACCACUGGUACUUGAAGCAAGAAAUCCUCUGCGGGAAGUCUCAGCAGCGAGGGCAGAGGCCGCUCUUUUCGUGGCAUGCCGAGAAACCGCUGCUCUCCGCCGCAGCGACGGCAGCCAAGGUGCUUGUGAACGAGUACGCUCUUACUGUCGCCAGGGGCCCUACACAGCCUCCGCAUGAUCACGGUGCCGUGGCAGUUAUCGACGGGCGGACCAUUAAAUUCACCCCUUUCCGGACCGCCAACGUCCCGCCUCCCAUGGCUAUGUGCGAGCUCGAAGUCGAGUCCGCCGCCAUCGACGUGGCGUUUGCCCCUGAUUCCUCGUCCAUGGCCGUUCUGCAUCGGGCCGGCGUCAGUUUCUUUGCCUUAGAGGCCAAGGGCCCUCGCCUCGCCGCCCCAAAAUUUCUGUCCAUGGUGCCUUUCCACGGAGAGGUGUCUCAAGGAUAUGAGGAGUCGGUACUACAGAUUGGUUUCUCCUCGCCCAGCGAGGUUCACGUUCUGCAUAUGGCGGACGACCUUGACCUGCUGCGAUACGACUUUGGUUCCGCCGAGGAGCCAAAGUCUUGGCUGCAAACGGAUGCAGGCUCAGUUGCAGCAGUAGCAUCACCCGGCUCAGCGUCGGUCGAGGGAGUGGUGGCCCAGCAUUUGACCGGUAGGCUCAGCUGCAUCUCUGGCAAAGAGCACUCGCCGCUGCCCGUUCAAUUUCCGGUCUUCCUGCCGUGGACCAGUUGUCUCGUGCAUGCCGAUGACUUCAUCGCAUUUGGCUUGUCGAGGAACGGGCACUUGUAUGCAAACACGCGGCUGCUGGCGAAGAACUGCACAUCCUUCCUCGUUACAGACAAACAUCUGAUUUUCACGACGAGCAAUCAUUUUGUCAAAUUUGUCCACUUGGCGCCUGAGCAUGGCCUGGACGUACCGCCAGACGACCCCGAAAAGGACGAACGGUGCCGGAAUAUCGAGCGGGGCGGCCGCCUCGUCACUGCCAUCCCUACCAAGAUGAGCCUAGUCCUGCAGAUGCCGCGAGGUAAUCUCGAGACCAUCUAUCCCCGUGCCAUGGUCCUGGCCGGCAUCAGGAAGCUGGUCGAGCAGAAGGACUACGGCUCUGCGUUUGCAACUUGCCGCACGCAGCGCGUCGACAUGAACAUUCUGUUCGACCACCGCCCUGAGCAGUUUCUAGAAAACGUCGGCCUAUUCCUUGACCAGGUGAAAGACCCGGCCAACAUUGAUCUGUUCCUGUCGACGCUGAAGGAGGAGGACGUCACGCAAACCAUGUACAGGGACACGAAAUCCGCUUCCCCUCAACAGCCCACUGAUGUGGCAACCGUGGCGAAGCCGGGGAAGAUCAACACUAUCUGCGACGCGGUCUUGCAAAAGCUCCGGACUCAGAAGAAAGCUAACGUCCAGAACAUCAUCACCGCCCAUGUUUGCAAAAACCCACCUGCGCUGGAUGACGGUUUGCUUGUCGUUGCCGAACUCAUGAAGGAAGACGAAGCGCUGGCCGAGCGCGCGGUUGAGCACAUCUGCUUCCUGGCCGAUGUCAACAGGCUGUUUGACCAUGCCCUCGGCCUCUACAACCUUGAUCUUACCUUGCUAGUGGCUCAACAGUCUCAGCGGGACCCGCGUGAGUACCUGCCAUUCGUGCAGGAGCUCCACCGGAUGUCGCCUUUGAAGCGACAAUUUACGAUCGACGACAAACUUGAGCACUGGGAGAAGGCGCUGGACCACUUGAAGGCGCUGAACAACUUCGACGAUGUAAAGAACUACGUCGUCAAGCACAAGCUUUACCAGCACGCCCUCGCCAUCUACCGCCACGAGGAGCAGCACCACCGCGCGAUCACCGAGCUCUUCGCCGCCCACCUCAAGUCCACCUCCAACUUCAAGGAGGCCGGCCUGGCCUACGAGUCCCUCGGCAACUUCGCCGACGCGACCGACUGCUACCUCAAAGCCGGCGCCUCGUGCUGGCGCGAAUGCCUCUACGCUGCCCAGCAACAGCAGCCCCCGCUUCCGGCCUCCAAACUUUCCGAAGUCGCCACCUCCCUCGCCGACGCCCUCCGCGAAGCGAAGGAUUACGCGGCGGCAGCAACAAUCCACCUUGACUACCUCUCCUCGCUCGACACCGCCAUCGCGCACCUCUGCAAGGGCUACCUCUUCGCCGACGCCCUGCGCCUGGUGGCGCUCCACAACCGGCCCGACCUGCUCGCCACCGCCAUCGACACAGGCCUCGCCGACGCACUCUCCUCCUCCACCGAGUUCCUCGCCGACUGCAAAGCCCAGCUGGCCGCCCAGGUCCCGCGCAUUCUCGAGCUGCGCCGCAAGGCCCGCGAAGACCCGCUCGCCUUCUACGAGGGCGAGCACCACGCCCGCACCGCCGGCGCCGACGGCGGCGACGCCGCCAUUCCCGACGACGUCUCCGUCGCCACCUCGCGCGCGAGCAUCUCCGCCAGCCUCUUCACGCGCUACACGGGCGGCGGCAGAUCCUCCUCCUCCUCCUCCGCCGGCGGCGGCAGCGCCGUCUCGCGCGCCACGAGCCGCAACCGCCGGCGCGAGGAGAAGAAGCGCGCGCGCGGCCGCAAGGGCACCGUCUACGAGGAGGAGUACCUCGUCAACUCGGUGCGGCGGCUGGUCGAGCGCGUCGGCGGCGCCGCCCGCGCCGAGGUCGACCGCCUCGUCUGGGCCCUUGUCCGCCGCGGCAUGCACGAGCGCGCCCGCGCCCUCGAGGCCCUGAUGGACCAGGUCGUCGAGGCGUGCAGGCUUGCUGUCGGCGUGGUCUGGCCCCAGAAGGAGGAGGGGCAGGAGGAGGGGGAGGGGGAGGCGAAGGCGGAGGGCCGGCGCGGGGUGGAGCGCGCUGCGGUUGUUGGUGGUGAGGGAGACGGCGGCGGUCCUGCGGAUGCUGCGGGGGGUUAUGGGUAUGGGUAUGGGUAUGGGUACAGGCCUGGUGGGGCGGAGGGGGUGCUCUAUGAUAGCUUGGCGGCGAUGAGGACUCGGCAGGCGCCGCCUGUUGUGGCUGAGUUUGCGAGGCUGUCGUUGCUGGGGAAGGGGAAGUUGGAGUGA